UCUGGAAUUUGAAAUUCCCGCACACACGGAGAGCAAAGCGCAGUAGAGAAACCAAGAACAAGAAGAUGGACCGGUUUAUUUUGGAGGCAUUGGAGGGUGAUUUCUUAUGGUAUGAAAAUCCUCCAGUACUGAAUCCAAGCGCCUUUGUGCCUUACACUGAAGCUCCUGAGUCAGGCGAGCCUACUAAUUCCGGGUCUAAUUCCAUGAACAUGAACAAGAGGAUGUUGCGGUUCUUGAGGAAGAAUUAUCCACCUUCGACGGCUAGGAUCGAAAUAGGAGAGGAGGAGCACGGCAAGGAAAAGGGUUUUCGCCACAUGAUCAAUGAGCGAAUGAGGAGGGAGAAGCAGAAGCAGAGCUAUUUUGCCUUGCAUUCUUUGCUGCCUAAUGGAACCAAGAGUGAUAAGAAUUGGAUUGUGCAAAUGGCGACCACGAACAUUCAGCAGCUGGAGAGGCAAAAUGAGGAGCUGAGAAAGCGGAACAUGGAGCUCGAAUCGAUUUUGGGCAAGGAGAGAUCAGUGAAGUGGAGAAGGAUUAGAUUGAGGGUAGCCAAUCCUACUUCAGGAAUUGAUUCUAUGCUGGAGGUUCUUAAGUGCUUGAAAAGUUUGGGAUUAAAGACCAGAAAUAUUCAAUCAUUUUUCUCUCCGUAUGAGUUUUCUGCAGAAGUGGAAAUUGAAUCUCAGAUCGGAGCCACAGUGGUAGAAGCCGCGAUGCAAGAAACACUAUAUGAAGUUGAGAGGAAACUUCUUUCUUCAGUUCCAGGAAGGUAAAGGAGAAGAGGGCUAUGUGCUAGACAGCUUCUUUGGCACCACGUUGAAAAAUGUAUAAAUAUUAUAAAGGUCGAACGAGCAUAUCUGUCCUUUGGAAAAUAAAUGGGUCAAAUUGUUUCUCCUAGGUUGACGAUUUUCAACUAUAUUAAUGCCACGAAUUUGACUUGACUAGUA
This is a messenger RNA of Rosa rugosa (rugosa rose), 941 nucleotides long. Its product is annotated as transcription factor bHLH92. NCBI's taxonomy places the organism in Eukaryota, Viridiplantae, Streptophyta, Magnoliopsida, Rosales, Rosaceae. The transcript is spliced from 3 exons. Gene Ontology annotation, molecular function: protein dimerization activity. The coding region runs from base 66 to 767 and encodes 233 amino acids. The record is from RefSeq and is a predicted model, not a curated record.